Topomyia yanbarensis is the source of this 6542-nucleotide messenger RNA. It is a transcript of the gene pns, whose product is annotated as DENN domain-containing protein 5B. The transcript is spliced from 13 exons. The record is from RefSeq and is a predicted model, not a curated record. NCBI's taxonomy places the organism in Eukaryota, Metazoa, Arthropoda, Insecta, Diptera, Culicidae. Gene Ontology annotation, molecular function: guanyl-nucleotide exchange factor activity; small GTPase binding. Bases 882 to 5414 code for a protein of 1510 amino acids.
AGUACAUCUUUGUCUUUCCUCUACUAUUGACGUACGUGGAUGGAUGACAAACGUUACGCAGUUCGAUUUACAGUAGUAAAAGUGGGAGUGUAGAGUUCAAAAAUAUUCCAAAUAUUCAUGCAAUUCAGUGCAUAACAUCGCGUUAAUAUUUUCGCUAACGUUCCAGAUUCAAGGAUCUAUCAGUAGGCGGUAGUUUGCACUACUGGGUAACAAAGGAUUCGGUUGAUUCGAACGGAGUCGUGGUAUCGAUUGUCGAAGUGCAAGUUAUCGAGGAAAAUAUCAAAUAAAUGGAAAAUUAAACCAGUACACAAAGGAAUGGAACGCCGUGCCAAAGGCGAUCAAACGAGUGUGAUAUAAGAGUUAGGAAAGCAGAAAUACCAGUCCAAAUGAUGCUGCAAAGAUGAAGUGGUAACAGAAAGGAGGAAAAAUAAGAAGGAAAGAAAAUCGAUCUCGCAGCAAUCAAAAAUCUUUCUUUCUCACUGAUUUCAGUGACGGCAGAGGAUUUCGUAUGUUUAAGUGAUAUAUUUUACAUGCAGUCAAGAAAUAGUGCAUGUGUGAGUGGUGUUCCCAUGGCUCUCGAAAGUCAGGCAUUUAACGUGUAGAGGAAUCGUAUAGGAGUGUGUUUUGGUCAAGAAGGUCAUCAGAUUGUGUUGUUGUUUUGUGUGUUCGCGAGCAGAGCGUGCAUUAUUUACUCGCUGUCAGCUCCUCGGGUCAGAGGAGUUGCUAUCUAUUUGAAAAGUGAUGUGUUGUGCGAAAUGGUUCUGUGAAAUUUGUAUAUAACGUAAAAAAUCAGCCUAAUUGCCAAAAUAAGCGCUCGGCGUCACACAGACCAUACGGUCGCUAUUAGUCUCCUGUAGCUUGCCCCCUUACCGUCCGCUAGUAUGAGCGAUAAAUCCAAUGGCCUCAGCAGCAAUGGUCACCCUAACGAGCAGCAAGAUCCCAGCGAAUCUGCUGGACGAGCUUCCAGUAGUCUGGGAGAAUCCACCACCAGCCUGGAUCCCGCUGGCAAACCGAAAGGACUGAACGAAAGUGUACAGCAGCAAUUUAGCCGUUUUGCAGAUUAUUUUGUAAUAUGUGGCCUAGAUCUGGACUCUGGCCUUGAACCUGAUCUAUUUGCAGGUGACAGUCUGCACUGCUCCCCCCUAGAUCGGGCGUACAAGAGCAAACCGUUGGCACACUAUCCGGAGAAUGUCGCCUGGAAUCCGUUCGAUUCACAUGGCAUCUGUAUGCUUUCGCUGCCACAGGGGUUACGUUUUCGAACGCAGAAACACAACAUCGAGCCCCGGUUUCACGCGUUUGCCACCACGCGGGAGGAUGGUAAGCGGUGCUACGGUUUCAGCUUAGUGUUCUACGAGGAGGUACGCAACCGACAGAUUUGCAGUGCCAUGCAUACCCUUCAGUCGAUGUUCAUCACGGAGAUAUCCAGCUCGCAGCAGCCUCCUCCCGCGACGUUGCGACGGGUGAAGGAAAACCCCGUGAGUCGAUCCUUGCCGAGGCACUUUAAGAUUGCCGCACAAGCUCCCGCAUCCGCUCUGAGCUAUUACGAUAUUACUAAGGAUAAGUUGUUUGUUGCGAAAAGUCUUUCGCUUGUCUGUCAGGUGCCGUAUGCUCACGUCGCUGAGCUGUUUCUUAAGAAUCUCUUCAAGUGUCUUCCCCGCCAUCCCGGUUCUCGUCUGAGUCUCGAGAGCUACGUGUACAAUAUUCUCUAUGAAGUAUCCACACCCCCUCCAGGGAAGUCCAUCCGAAUAUAUAUACCACCAGAAGAACCUCAUCUACCUCCGAUUGCCACAAUUCUACAACGACCCGCACUCAAAGACGAACUUCCCUUCAUGGAUUUUCCGCUCAGACUACUGUUCACCUAUCUGAGCGUGGAUUGUGCAAUACAAUUGUUCACCUGCGUGCUGCUCGAGAACCAAGUGCUGUUGCGAUCUUCCGACUACCAGAAGCUCACCAUCAUAGCGGAAUGCAUCACGUCGCUUCUGUUCCCCUUCCAGUGGCAGCAUGUCUACGCACCAAUCCUACCCGCAUCCCUGCAUCACUUCCUGGACGCUCCGGUACCUUUCGUGAUGGGUCUCCACUCGGAUUCCGACAGUAGCGUGCGCAUCGCUAGCGAAGCUAAUCUCUGCUACGUUGACGUCGACAAGAAAUCCGUUCAGCUUCCCGAAGAACUGCCCGCCUUCCCGCAUCGCCAUGACUUCAUCGCGGAAAUAACCGCCGUUCUUGAUAAGUACCAAGUACCUCGUGAUAGAUCGCUGGAUCCACCAUCCAUUCUCAGUCCAAAGAAUCUCCUCAAAGAUCACGAUAUGAUGACGACGAGUUGCACCCUGCCUUCGGGGUUGCACAUUCGAAGGAAGCACUCACUGCAUGACGUGCUCGAUUGGGACCGGCCGAACUCACCGGAUCUGCCAUUGCCGGCGGCGGCAGUACCCUCAAGACCGGACGUUCGUCAGCGGAUCGUAGACAUAGUUCGACGCAGUGGCGGAGAUGAGGUCGAUUCCGGAACCAACGAAGUUAUGCCGAGCGCCAAGCAGAAACAACCUCUCAGCACUCUGGAGCAAUACUACGAAGAUCUGAGACUGAACAAUUCCAUUAGGGAGAUUUUCCUUAACCGAUUCGUACAGAUGUUUGCCGCGUACGAGCAGUUUGUGAUUUUACCAAAUCAGGAUAAAGAAGACUGGCUCAGCAAUCGCGAAUCUCUGCACAACUUCGAUAAGGCUUCGUUUCUUUCGGAUCAACCGCAGCAUCAUCGACCGUUUCUUUCGCAGUUUCUCGAGAGCCAAAUGUUUGUGACGUUGAUCGACAACAAGAUUAUGCUCUCCUGGGGCGAUGACGGAGGGAACGGUAGUUCACUCGACAGUCUGAACGGUGACGUAGAAUAUAACCUGAAGCUGUUCGACAAUCGCAUUAAGAUUUUAAGGAAACGCUAUGGUGGCGAGAGUAUGAUCCGCACCGCCAAUUACGAGCCCUGUCUGCUAGCACGGGAAAGCCAGAAGCUGCUGGACAAGCGACUGGCCAGUGUUGACAUGGAGGUAUCCCCGCCCAGUGAGAUUCUGGACAAGCGACCGCCAUACUACCGGAGCUUUCCGCUGCUGGAAAAGACCGCCCUGAACCAGGAGUGCGCCUCGAGGGGAAACAGCUUACGGCGAGUUAAGAACGGUUCCAAGUGGAAGGUGAAGGAGAUUUCGCUGGACGGUGGCGGCAAUAAGGAGAACGAUGGCGGUGGAAAUAAAUCGAACCGAAAUUCGGCCAACCUUUCCGGAACGGAAAUCAGUCCGGCACUAAUGGCACAGGCGAACUGGACGUUUGUGGAGAAAUUGCUGAAGGACUGCAAGAGUAAAACUAAGCGCAUGCUGCUGGAGAAAAUGGGAACCGAAGCAAUCGAGUUGGGUCUCAGUGGAGAGGCGUCGGUUACCGGAGUGGAGGAAAACACGAUGAUCGCCUCGCUGUGUGAUUUGCUCGAGAAGGUGUGGUCACACGGAUUGGUGAACAAGCAGGGUAAAUCGGCGCUCUGGACGCACCUGACGGCCUACCUGGAGAUAAAAGACUGUCAGAACCCAAGCAAGCAGAUCGAUACCAACUAUCUGACACCUGCAAGUUGCACUAGUCCAAAAACAAGCUUCACUAGCAAUGACAAAAACACAAAACUCACCAUUAGUCCUACUGCAACGCCCAAGAGCAAUAACGGUGGUAGUUCCAAUAAUAGCAAUAGUAGAACCAGAUUUAACAAUAUGAUUCGCCUUAAACGUAAUGUCAGCAAACCUCCCAGGGUGGCGAACCGCAACGAACCCAUUUCGUUGUCUUCGCCGGAAAUGUCCCCCACCUCCGCUAGUCGGUUGAGUAAUUUUGUUUUGCCCAGCAUUAUUGCCAAUUUGGUGGGGACAAAGUACACUAGUGUACCCACGAGCGAUAAAAUUCACGGUAGCGUCAAUGAUUUAUCAUCCCUCGCUAUCGAACCGGAGAUUCCUUUGUCACCGACUAGAGGUCGCUCGAAGUCACGCGACCGUAAAAGUUUAGGACCUGAGCAGCUACGACCGCUACCUGAAUCCCUUGAAUUCGACAUAAGAAACAUUCUCGCUAUGACGGACAUCAAAACCCACAUCGGAUACGCACGGGCCUGGGUACGCCUAGCACUGGAAAAGAAACUCCUCUCUCGCCAUCUUCGUUCGCUUCUCUCCGACACGCCUCUGUUACGGCAAUUGUACAAGCGUUCCGGUUUCGUCCGCUGUGACGAUGAGGUGGAACAGUUUCUCUACCACCUGCUGACACUGAACGCAGUCGACUAUUUUUGUUUCACUAACACCUAUCCCACGACCAAGCUACCGUACCGAGUUGUGAUAUUUCCUUCGAAGAAAGGCUCUGCCGCAACCACUUCCUCCAAUGUUUGGAUUGCCAUUUCGGGAACUCUAGGGGAAACUCAGCAAAUCAGUGUCCCGCGACAUUCGCUGGAGUUCGUAUUUCAUCACAAAACAUUGGGCAUACUGACAUCCCUGAGAAUAGGCCAUGAUGAUACGGGUAUGUCGUCGAAAUGGCUAGUUGAACAUGUCGUCGUCAGAAAUGAAGUUACCGGUCAUACCUAUAAAUUCCCAUGCGGUCGAUGGCUCGGACGAGGAAUUGACGAUGGAUCGAUCGAGCGGCUACUGAUCGGUCAGUUGGUGCCACGAACCGUGGAUAGUGAGGAACUAGUUGAAGCUUGCCGGACACCUCCACGAACACGAAGUCCCAGUAUCCAGCGUCCGGAGAUACGACCGUCGGACAUUCAGCACAUGUUGGGAGACUGCGUGAACGCAAUCGUCAAAUGGCACUAUCGACCGAGUCGCGAACGGGAUGCCAGCUCGUUGACGAAUCUGCUCUGCGGAGAAAACGGUCUAGUCAAAUGCUUGGAACAGGCAUUCCUUUGCGGUUUCCGUUCACAGCGGCUGUUCGGACGAAACCUUUAUCUUUGGGACUACUUCGUGCGAGUUAAGGAACAGUUCGAGACUAGCUUGGUGGAGGAAUCGGUCGACAUGGUUCGAGGUGGAGGCUCAGCCAGCAAUUCACCUCCUACGAGUGGAUCUAGUCCGGAAUCUCCGCCACAGUGUUCGACAACGGUGCAUCCUCCGGUGGCAAGACAGGAGCUGUCCGCUGUAUGGCGAUGCUACUGUCAUCUAAUGGAUGAAAUCAACAAUGUCAAACAAACACUCGGCAAAGACGGCCGUUUCCAACUGUUCAUCUGCUUAAGUAUACGGGAACAUCUCCUCCAUCGUAUGCUGGUACCGAUGGCCUACACUCGGGUCACUACCGAAAUGUACGAGGAGCAAAGCUUUAUGCGCAAAAAGGGUCUACUAACAUUCCUACGGCAGAUACUGGAACCACUGGACGAGUUCCACAUAGUGUUAGAGAACUCGAUCACCCAAGGUAUUGGAUCUCACUGUUAGGUUGCAUUGGUGCAGGGGUACCCCUCAAGCCAUCCCUCGAAAACCGCUGGAAACAUAAUACUCAACUAAUGCUGUGUUCUCAUUUGUGAAACUCAUUUUCCAAUUAAAAUCAGUAGUUGGACAGGUUCGUAGGACAUAUUUUUACAUUUAUUCUUGUUUAACUAUUUGUGAAUGGAUGAGUAAACAAGUGAUCGAAAUCAAUGGCCAAAGAUUAUGAAAAAAAAAUCGCUGAGAUGUUAGUUUUACUUUUUUCUGUUUCGUUUGUUUUAUGUUGUAGUUAUAUGGGAAUUGAUUUUUAGUUUGAUUUGUUAAUGUUUCGUCACUUUUGAUAGUGUAUACGGGUUAUGUUUAGUGUCCUCGUUAUGGUGAAAUCAUUUUUCGUUAAAAUAAAAUUUGUGCCAAAAUUAAACUGGAAUAGGAAAAGUAGUCAAAGAGUGACAAGCUUUUCACCUCAUGUAUAGCUUGGCUAUAGAUAUUAAGGCAAACAAUCGAAUCAGUACACAUAGAUGUAUUAGUUUGAUAAAAAAAACUAACUACCAGCGAAAAAUCUCAAUUGUUUAUUGUACGAUAAUUACUUCCAACGGAACUGGCACACUCACAAAAAACAUUAGAUUACGUAUUAACCAGGUGUAGCUUAUUUCAAUCUGAAACAGUAAUUUAACGCUAUUCAACAAAACAUGUUUCCGAACCUGCAGAAAUAUACUCAAACGCAGCAUCGAUAUUAGUCAACAUUAAAAUUUUGUAGAUAUAGUGCGGUUCCUAUGUUUAGGCAGGAAAAAAACACUUGAUUCGCUAUACAUGUUCCCACAGGCAAAACUAUUCCGUCUUUCGAACUGAAAAUAUCAGACAAAAUAAAUAUUCCAACUGCACCCAAAUGACAACAUCCCAGUGAAAUUAAACUUCUGUUGAGUAAAACAUGAACUGCAUAGGGAAAUUGCACUGCUUACAUUUAGCAUUCGUUCAUCGAAACCCAGAAUAUCUCAGCCUGGGAUUGUAGCAUCCGCACCUUCAUUGAUAUGAUUGUAUAUGUUCGAUGUUGCUGACAGUGAAAUAUAGGUUUACGUUUCUGUAGAAGAAAACAAUGAAUGGAUCAGAUGGACGCAAAAAUAAAAUCUGGAAUUACUUGAU